Orbicella faveolata is the source of this 3601-nucleotide messenger RNA. RefSeq lists its product as uncharacterized. The record is from RefSeq and is a predicted model, not a curated record. Lineage: Eukaryota; Metazoa; Cnidaria; Anthozoa; Scleractinia; Merulinidae. Gene Ontology annotation, biological process: heme biosynthetic process. Gene Ontology annotation, cellular component: mitochondrial matrix; mitochondrion. Gene Ontology annotation, molecular function: 5-aminolevulinate synthase activity; pyridoxal phosphate binding.
AGUGUGGGUUUGCAGUGUCAUUCCGCCUAAGUUUUGAUUGACUUUUCUUCGUCGACGUUCAUAAGCAACAACAGCAGUUCAGUUUUCUAAUCCGUCAAGAGUGUUUCUACAAUGGAACUUGCUAAGAAAUGUCCGUUUCUGGCGCGUGUACCGUCGUCUUUCGUGCGCAAGGCGAGGGGACCGGUAUUGGUGUCGUACGCCGAGAGAUGUCCUGUGAUGUCGGAGGUUUUGAACAAGACCAGCGAAGUUCCCGAAAAGACUGAGGGAGCGAAGACCCUUGGAGCUACAACUGCAGCUAAAGCUGGUAAGUGUCCAUUUAUGCACAAUGCAACUGCUGAAGUGACUAAGUUGAAGGCUGAUGAGUUUGUUGCCUGUGCAUGUGACUACCAAGAAGGAGCUUGCAAGAAGGAGACCACUGUGGACUCUGCUGGGAAGUGCCCUUUCUCAAGUGGCAAGGCAGUUGUUGAUGCUUUGAAGAACAUCCAUCCAACCCCUGCUAUGAAGGUGGGAAAUGUUUUUCCCCAGCCCAGUGGUGUACGGCAGAUGGUCACGAUGCCUCUUGGUGUCCAAGGCCCUGCACCUAACAUCGAAGCAUUCCAGUCUCACUUUGACUAUGAGCAGUUCUUUUUGGGUGAGAUUGAGAAGAAGAAGCAAGACAAUACAUAUCGUAUUUUUAAGAGGGUGAACCGUUUGGCUGAGACAUUUCCGCAGGCCAAAGAUUACAGCAACUCCCUUGAAGGCAAGGAUGUGACAGUGUGGUGCAGCAAUGACUAUCUUGGGAUGAGCCGACAUCCAGAGGUUUUGAAAACUGCAAGGGAAACCAUUGAUAAGCAUGGAGUAGGUGCUGGAGGUACCAGAAACAUCUCGGGUACAAGCAGCUAUCAUGAGGAAUUGGAGAGAAAGCUGGCAGAGAUACACAAGAAGGAGGCUGCCCUGCUUUUCACGUCUUGCUAUGUGGCCAAUGACACGACUCUGUUUACAUUGGCACGUCAGUUACCUGGCUGCUUGAUAUUCUCUGAUGCUGGUAACCAUGCCUCCAUGAUCCAGGGAAUCAGGAACAGUGGAGCUAAGAAAUUCAUUUUCCGUCACAAUGACGUAGAACACCUGGAACAGCUUCUAGAACAGGCAGACCCUGAUGUGCCAAAGAUUGUAGCUUUUGAAACUGUGCAUUCCAUGACUGGAGAUGUGUGUCCAUUGGAGGAGCUGUGUGAUGUUGCACACAAGUAUGGGGCAUUGACUUUUGUUGAUGAGGUUCACGCAGUGGGUCUGUAUGGUGACAGUGGUGCAGGUAUUGGGGACCGUGACGAUGUUAUGGACAAGAUGGACAUUAUUACUGGAACCCUGGGCAAGGCAUUUGGAGUGAUUGGCGGAUACAUUGCUGCAUCUGCAGCCCUUGUCGACAACGUCCGCAGCUAUGGAUCAGGUUUUAUCUUCACCACUUCUUUGCCACCAGUCACGGUCAACUCUGCCAUAACGUCUGUUAAUAUUCUGGCUAGUGAUGAAGGGCGCCGCCUGCGCGAGAAACAUCAGAGUAUUGUGCGCACUCUAAGGAACAAGCUUGUCAGUGCUGGUCUCCCUGUGGUGUACGCACCCAGCCAAAUCAUCCCAGUGCAUGUUGGGGAUGCUGCAAAGUGCACAGCCAUCUCCAAUGAUAUGCUGACCAAGCAUGGCAUAUAUGUACAAUCCAUCAACUAUCCCACAGUGGAGCGUGGCAAGGAAAGGCUGCGCAUUGCACCAACUCCCGAGCACAAUGAGAAGAUGAUGGACAAGUUCAUCGAUGCUUUGGUCCAGGUCUGGCAGGACAACGAUAUGGGUUUCCUGACCCCAGUCUGCACCACUGAAUGCGACUGUCAGGAGCGCUGCAUCACUUAUAAGGAGCUCGACUGCAACAAGUAUGCUUCUCAGGUUGGCGCCUAGAGUGUUGACCAGGGUUGCAUUCCAAAUCAACGUCUCCAGUUGGUUUGUGUGGUUCUCACUUCUGAGAAUCUUGCACAAUGGAAUUAAUCUUAAUUUUCAAAUUGUAAUUUCUGCUGAAAUUGAAAUAAUCAUGUACUCGUGUAGAUGUGUCUGUGUGUUCUUUGUCUAGUGUUGUCCUUCUACCACUCGUGGCCUGGUUAUUUCCAGUGUAUCAAUGCUUUUGUAGAUGUCCCUGAUCGUUCACCAAUUUCCACCAAAACAACAAACUUGUGUAGUUGAGAACUGCCUGCCUUAGACUUUCCUGUUCUGGAAUUUCCUUUCCUUUAUUUCCUCUUUGUUUUUUGCUCAUUGUGUCCGUAAUGAAACAAACCUCAAACCUCUGCAAUCUAACUAAUUUUAUGGAGACUUGACCUUACUAAUUUUUUGUUUUGUUUUGUUUUGUUUUGGGGGGGAAGGGAGGGAUGCUGCCCUUAUGCCAUCAAAACUCUUAGAGAAUUAUCUUAGGGUUUAAUUUUUCAUUUUUUUUUUUUCUUUUUUUUUUACUGUGGGUGACUGCCUUUAUGCCAAUACGAACUAUAAGUUUGGUCUUGCCUUGAUGCAAGAUCUUUACAUAUCGUGGAGCUCUGCUAUUGUGGGGGUUAUUGCCUUUAUGCCUCACUGUUGAUGACUACCAAAAGCCAAGUGGGUCAUUGAAAUCUGCCUUGGAACGUUAACAAUCCUGACUGCCCUUAUGCCAUGAGGCUUUACUGUGUUACCACAAUGACUAGUAACACCUACAUAUACACAGAAUACGAAGCUAAACAACCUGGUAUCUGAUGUUCAUUGCACUUUGACACAUCAUGUCCCGAUGAUGCCAAAACACUGUUUUGUGUUCAUUGCCCAACGAUGGCUGCUUACCAUCAAUUCAUGGUUUAUUUAACAGAAUUCUCAACUUUUCCGAGUGCAGCCCGCAUGAGGAAUGUGACACGCCCCUCCCCCACAUUAAGUGAAGGGCAAGAGUAUUGUUAUAGACCCUAACCAAAUGCGAAUUUCUUGUGGAUAUGCACGACAUUUUGCGCAGUAUUUCGACUGCUCAAGUUCAAGAUGUGUGGAGUGACUGCCUUUAUGCCAUUAAAGACUUUAAUCAAGGCUUCAGGGAGCCUUUAUUUUUUCCAGUGCUGUUUAGCAUUGUGGAAAAUAGUUAGUUAACAAAUUUAGUUGCACGUUUUACAUGAUGUAACCGUAGCAGAUAUGUGGUUCUGUAAACAUUUUUUUAGUUGAACACAGUACCACAGCUACCUAAUGGAAUUUCCAAGAGAGUUUUAUCGAAUCGCGGGGAGAAAGUAUCAAAUGGGAGACGCGUUUUAAAGGAGCUACGAGCGAUCGACGAAUGUUUAGGAGUUGCAUUAAGUAGCUGUGGCGCUUCUAAAUAUAAAAUCAACCUGAGAAUACACAAGACUAGGGAGAUAGUCAUUUGGGAGAAGUUGCUUUCAACUGGAUUUGUCGAUAGAAUAGAAAAAAAUUUGACCCUUAAUCUGGGUUUUCGUUAUUUGGACUUGGUUUCAAUAUGGUGUUGGGUUUGAUAGUAUUUCUUACAAUAUGGUGGGAGCUAUUUGUACCUCUAGUCAUCUUAAGAGGUGAAACUUCUAGACUCACACCACUGUAUUUAGUCUUGGGGUGUAGAAUAAAAAUUGCAUCAAAUGAG